This is a messenger RNA of Anthonomus grandis grandis, 674 nucleotides long. RefSeq names its product FGFR1 oncogene partner 2 homolog. The coding region runs from base 1 to 603 and encodes 200 amino acids. The transcript has a single exon. The record is from RefSeq and is a predicted model, not a curated record. NCBI's taxonomy places the organism in Eukaryota, Metazoa, Arthropoda, Insecta, Coleoptera, Curculionidae.
AUGUCCCUUAUCAUGCAACAGAUCCUAAUAGAUGCCAAAAAGCUGGCCGGAAGACUCAAGGAUAGAGAAACCUUAACAGAUAACUUACAUUCAGAGACUCAUGCCAUUAAUAAAAAAAUUGAUGCAAUGAAACAGUUUCAAGAGGAAGUGGAGCAACUGAAUGAAAUUGCUAGUCAAAAACCUCACUCUCAACUCAUAGCGAAUAUUCAAAAAGAAAACAGGCAUUUAAGAGAAAUCCAGCAGGAAAAUAGAGAUCUCAAAUCCAUCCUGGAGGAGUACCAGUUUACUAUAGAGAGAAUUAUGACUAAAUAUAGACAGCAUACACAGGAGAAGAUAUAUAAAACAAAAAUUAAUUUUAAGGCUUUACAAGAGCAAAGAUAUCAAUUUAUAAUUCAAGAGCAAGCGAAUAAGAUUGAAGAAAUGGCCGCGGUAAUGGAAAAGGCCGCCAUGUUGGAUGAGGAUAAGGAAUUGAGGUUUGAGGAGAUCGUAUCCCAGUUAAAAGCUGAAAAUCAGGGUCUGAGAGAGUUGUUACGAAUAUCCCAAAAACUAGAUUUAGAUUUAGUUUCCACAGAAGAUAAGACGGUUCAGACCGAGCCUGUUUAGUUAAUUUACCGUAAAACUUUUGAGUUUCUCUAGGAUGUAUCUUAUUGUUUUGUAAAAUAUGUUAUUUUUUA